This is a messenger RNA of Periconia digitata, 1491 nucleotides long. The record is from the annotation of a GenBank genome assembly. NCBI's taxonomy places the organism in Eukaryota, Fungi, Ascomycota, Dothideomycetes, Pleosporales, Periconiaceae.
CCCCAAAUAUUUCUCGACCGCAACACCAUUCGUGCAAACCCCAACCACCAUCCUACACCCACGAUGCUUUGCGCCAUUUCCGGAGAAGCUCCCCAGGCGCCAGUGGCCUCGCGAAAAAGCGGCAAUGUCUUCGAGCGGCGACUGAUUGAGGCGCACAUCGCCGAGCACCACACAGACCCCGUUACUGGCGAAGACCUCGCGGUAGAGGAUCUCAUCGAGCUCAAGUCGCCCCACAUUGUCACUCCCCGACCGCCCAAUCUUACCUCGAUACCCUCUCUUUUGAGUGCAUUCCAGAAUGAAUGGGACUCCAUUGUACUUGAGACCUUCACACUCAAACAACAGUUGGCGCAGACUCGGCAGGAGCUCAGCACCUCCCUGUAUCAGGUCGACGCUGCGACGCGCGUGAUUGCGCGAUUGACGCGUGAGCGUGACGAGGCGAGGCAGGCGCUGUCGAGUGUGACUAUCAGCGGUGGAGGCGCUGCCGCUAAUGGAGAUGCCAUGCAGGUCGAUGGCCAAGGGCUGCCAGAAGAGCUUGCAGCCAAGGUCGACGAGACACAACAACAGCUUUUUGCAACUCGCCGCAAGCGACCUAUCCCCAACGGCUGGGCCACGAACGACGAGGUCACCGCUUUUGACGUCAAAGCAAACGUUCCUCCUCUGUAUCCUGGCAGUACCAACGUAACGAUGGACGAGUCAGGUGAUCUUGCUCUAUUUGGAGGAACUGAUGGAGUCGCGGGCAUCUACUCUCUACAACAAGCACGGGUGAUCCACACAUUGAAAUGUGGCACUCCAGUCACGGCAACCGCGUGGUGGGGCUCAAAGGCCAUUGUUGCGACAGCUGCUGGCACAGUCAAAGUGUUUGAGAAUGGGGACGAAGUGGCGCAAAUGGGCUCCCAUGCUGGUGCAGUGACAUCCAUUUCACUCCACCCGAGCGGUGCCAUUCUGGCUUCCGCUGGCGCAGACAAGCGCUUUGCGCUUUACGACCUCGCGACGUACAAGACAGUCUCCCAAGUGUACACAGAGGCAGAUAUUACAUGCUGCGACUUCCACGUAGACGGACUGCUUUUCUUCACGGGUGGACUAGACGGCAACAUUCGUAUCUUCGAUGUUAAGACGGGAGCAUCCAUGGCUGUUUUAGAGACUGGCGGCCCCGUGCGUGCCCUCUCCUUCUCUGAGAAUGGCACCUGGUUUGCCGUAGCUCAGAAGGGGUCUGCGUCCGUCUCCGUUUGGGACCUACGGAAACAAGCGCCCAUCAAGGUUCUUGAUGUGGGCAGCCCAGUCGAUAGCCUCCACUGGGACUACACAGGGCAGUUCUUGGCGACAGCAGGAUCUGGCAGCGUUUCUAUACAACAAUACACAAAAGCGUCCAAGAGCUGGUCAGAGCCGGUGCGGAAGGCGGUGCCUGCGCGGGACAUCGCGUGGGGAGCCAAUGCUACGACCUUGGUUACCUUGACGGUGGAUGGUGGGCUGGACAUCAUGUACACAGCUUGA